Molecule: messenger RNA, 1308 nt
Organism: Leopardus geoffroyi (Geoffroy's cat)
Lineage: Eukaryota; Metazoa; Chordata; Mammalia; Carnivora; Felidae
Gene: FAM168B
Product: family with sequence similarity 168 member B
Exons: 7
Coding region: 247-831 (194 amino acids)
Source: RefSeq, a predicted model, not a curated record
GCAGCGUCGGCGGGGAGCGCGGGCUGCGGAGAGGCGGGCCGGGCGGAGCGGAGCGACUGGAAGCGCGGGCCGGGGAGGCGGCGGCGGCGGCGGCGGAGACGGGGGCCUCGCGGCUCAGCCCCCGCAUCAGAACAGGUCUCCGCGGCUCUCGCCCUUCGCCGAGCCCCACCGCCGAGCCCGCCCCGGGCCGGCGUGCGCUGGUCAUCGAGGCCCAGGCUGCCGCUGCCGCGGCGCGUUCUUGAAAUCAUGAAUCCUGUUUAUAGCCCUGGUUCUUCUGGGGUUCCCUAUGCAAAUGCCAAAGGAAUUGGUUAUCCAGCUGGUUUCCCCAUGGGCUAUGCGGCCGCAGCUCCUGCCUAUUCCCCCAACAUGUACCCUGGAGCAAAUCCUACCUUCCAAACAGGUUACACUCCUGGCACACCUUACAAAGUGUCCUGUUCCCCCACCAGCGGGGCAGUGCCACCAUACUCCUCCUCCCCCAACCCCUACCAGACUGCUGUGUACCCUGUGCGAAGUGCCUACCCCCAGCAGAGCCCCUAUGCACAGGGCACGUACUACACACAGCCCCUGUAUGCAGCACCCCCUCAUGUCAUCCACCACACCACGGUGGUGCAGCCCAACGGCAUGCCAGCAACAGUGUACCCUGCUCCCAUCCCUCCACCUAGAGGCAAUGGCGUCACCAUGGGCAUGGUGGCUGGGACCACUAUGGCCAUGUCAGCAGGUACCCUGCUGACCGCCCACUCCCCAACUCCUGUUGCCCCCCACCCAGUCACUGUGCCCACGUAUCGGGCCCCAGGAACGCCCACCUACAGCUACGUGCCCCCUCAGUGGUGAUCACCCUGCAAAUGUUUGAGGAUGGAGCUGUGCAGUCACAUCUUGGAGGUUCCACAGCUGGUGCUGCAGGCCUCGCGCCUCCAACCUGGACUUUCUUCUUAAUGCUCUCGACACUUAGCUAACACUACUCUGGCCCGGCCCAGCAGGUCCCAGCGCCAUUAGUUUCCAACUGACUCUGUGGGUUGGUCUUAAAGCAAUUCCUGUUUUGUGGGCUGCCUGGCAAUUUUUUAGCUAACUGUAAUGAUAAAAAGGGAGUAUUAAUCUAUUCUGAAUCAUAUCUAGUUGAAUGCAUGUUUAAAAAAAAACAAACAAAAAACAAAGCUUGCUCAAUCUACCUGCAGUGACUGAUGCAAAACCAUCAUAUGCAAAACCCAAAGGAAUGGAAAAGCAUUUUACAACUUGUAUCACUAAUGCACUGUUGUAAUGUAUGCAGAGUCUUCAAGUUAUAAGUGUUAAAGUGAAUUUCUUCAUAGAGUA